CGAAAUGAUAUCUUUGCAGGAUUUUAGAGGAAGCCAACAACCGCCAAAGGCAAACAAAUUAUAAUGCCAAACACACAUAAAAUGCAUACUUCUGAAGAAGCUCCAACUUUGAAAAGGAGGAUCUUCUAAAAGUUCAAGUUACUCAUGUACCUUGUCGUUGUUAACCUUCCUUGAUUUUUUUUAUCCCUUUUGUCAAUUUUGUGCACCUAUUUCUUAGUGCCAAAUAACAUUCUUAACAAAUAAACCCUCCGUCCCUAAAAGUCUUUCUCCUUUUUUUCUCUGUCCCAAAAUUCCUCUCCUUUCUAUUAAAAAAUCACUUUUAUCCCUUCUAUUUCUUACCCUACCUAUCACAUCAUACCUAUUCACUUAUAAUUUACCCAUCACGUCCUACUUUUACUCAUCACAUCAAGGUUAAUUUGAGAAAGUCAAUACAAAAAUAUCCUUUUCCUUAAAUCCCAAAAUAGUCCAAAUAAGGAGAUUUAGGGACGGAGGGAGUACUACUAUGUAUGAACUAUGAAGUAUACCUUCUUUUUUUCCUAUUCUGGCUAAGGAACUAUACAAUUUGGCAGAAAACAUUAUAUUGCCUAUAAUUUUUCUUGCCUACCAUUUGUUCGCCUAUCUUGAAUAGCUGUGUCAUCGCUCUUAGCUAUUCAACAUAUUUAACCUUAUAAAAUGACAACUGAUUUUUUUGGGGUGGUGGGGGGGGGGGGGGNAGAUAUGCAGUACGUCAAAAACGUGCAGAGUCAAAAAAAGCUUUGAAAGAUUUGCUCUUUUAUGGUGGUUCCCUCGAUAACUAUCUUGAGGGAAAAUUUCACGAGGAGCAUGUGAAAUGGGAUAUAGAGGAUGAUGACCCUUUUGACAAGAAAUGUAAACUCAAGACUUCAGCUCGUAGUAGAACUCGCUUGAGGAGAAGGCAACGUAAACUAAAGAAACACUGGUUAAAUGAAGAAGAUUAUGAAGAUGAACAUCCAGAGAAAAUAUUUCAAGCAACCUUUGGUGAAAAAUCAUACACCUGGUCCUUUAAGCCUUGGAAGGAAUUUUUGUAUGAAAGUAAACGAACUCGAAUUCACCAUGAAGAAGAAACUGAAUGGAAUGGCAGACAGCAAAAUAAGCACAAUAGAUCUGACCCCAAUCACAACCAUAGUGAGUCUUAUAUUGUAGGAUCAUACUCCGAAAGAUCAAUCCUUGGUCUUCCCGUCAGGGGCCCAUUGAAGAUCGAGGAAGUCAAGAAUGCUUUUCGACUCUCAGCUUUGAAGUGGCAUCCUGAUAAGCACCAAGGUCCUUCACAGGCAGCAGCAGAAGAGAAAUUCAAGUGUUGUGUUGCAGCAUACAACUCACUGUGCAAUGCCCUCUCCCCAGCAUAACCCCACUCCCACCCCUCAUAUAUCCUGUUUGAUUUGUUCACAUUAUUUUCAAAGUGUAGCUUUAGGAUAGGAAAACAUUCAGUAUGAAAGUUCAUUAUGGAUGCCGAUGAGGAACAGGGUGAGGUGGAUAAUGAAAUAGAUGGAGAGGUGGAAUUAAGGGCUGAAAAGGAUGGUGCAAGCAUUGGUUCUAGCCUAGGAGUCGGCGAGUGAGAUAAGGGCCUUACCAAGAAGAAUAUUUAUGUAUGGUGUGGACUUUCUUAUAAUGCCCCUCCACACUGCCUUACUCCUCUUUCAUCUGUCCACCACUGUCGACACCCUUUACCUUUGUCAACUUUCCUCCUUCAACUCUAUAACCCACCGCCGCCUACCUCUCUCGCUCUUGAUGACUUGGCAGAGAUUUUAAAGCAGCAAAUUAGUGAGUUUAGUUUAAACCAUGAUAUCCAAUUGGCUAAGUGAAUUUAGUUAUUUAUGGUUUACUCUUUUUUUCCCCAUAUUAGAACUCCUUUAUUCCUAUUGUGACUCUUUUUUUCAAAAAGAAUUACAGUUCUAUAUGGGUAAAUGGAGAAUUAUUAAGCCCUAUGUAAGAUAAUUUCAUCUAAAAAGGUAUAUGGAGUAUGAUAUAGAUUUUGCUAUUCGUUUUGAUAUAGAUUUUUAUAUUGUUAAAUUUGUUUAGGUUCUUGUAAAAUAGAAGACUUGACGGCUUAAAAUGUAAUUAGCAUUUUUAAUUAGUUGAUACGGCACACCUCUUUCCUGCUUAACAUCUUAGUGUUCAUUCUUAAUUAUCUCAGAUCCAAUCCACGUUCUAAACUGGGCAUCUAUUUAUAUCGUGUGCGAAGGAGGGUCUUUAUUUUUCGCACAACAGUUUAUUCUUUAAGGCAUCUGAAGUGGGGAAGCAGUGAAGUCUAGCGGUGUCUUGUAUAGCAUUUGCUCAUUUCUAGUCAAACGGUGGCUAGAAUGUGGAGGCAGUGCAAGCUUUGUGUAAUUUAAGAGAUACUGAGCUGUUUUUGAGAGUGCCGAUUCAAAUAGGGAGUGAAGAUCAUUUAAACUAUGUUGGAGAUAAACAUGGCAAGUACUCUGUCAAGGAGGGAUAUCGUAGGGUCCCGGGAUUCACUCAAUCGGGAAGGAUUUGGCAGAAUUUGGUGGCCUUCCAGAUUAGAGUUUGCCUUUGGCGAGCUAUUAGAAACAUGUUCUAGGCUAAUUUUGAGUUGCUUUUGAAGGAUGCACAGGUCGACUUGAGAUAUUUAUGGUAGUCUUGAGAAUCAAGAGAGCAUCUUGAAGGCCCAAUGGCGUUGAUGUGUGGCAGUUUAUGGGUUGGAGGAAUUGGACUGCUUCGACAACAUCUUUCUUGGAGAGGAUGGAGCAUUUAUUUUCCAAAGCUUCUUUACAAGAUCCAAAGGUCAUAUCCAAUGCUAUUUAGGCGAUCAAGAAGGCGAGAAACAAAGCGAUGUGGGACCAUGUCAUUCCCGUACCCCUGCUUGUGGUUAGAAAGGAUGAGGCACGACGGUCGCUAUUUUGUUGCUGAGGGCAUGUUCUUUUGUCGGGCUCUGGAGAGGGGACGUUCGUUUGUGUUAUUUUGUUCCCUAGAUGGGAUCUUUGUGGUUUGCUCAAAUGGAGAAUGCAUUGUCCAGCAGACCUGUAACUAACGAAAGUUUGUAAAAUGUGAUGAAUGACAUGAAUUCUAACAAGUCCUAAUCAUUAGAGGAUUGCGUGUAAUUUUUCUCCAAUUUUAGAGAUUUAAGAAAGAAAGAGAGAACGGAUAACAAAGAGAUGAACAGGAAAUUGAUAAUGUCAGUUGAUGAAAGACAUAAUUAACACUUACGAUUGAGUUAAUAAGAGAUGCAUGAUUAUGAUGGUGUUAAGAAAAAGGUGUGUCAUCU
Molecule: messenger RNA, 3241 nt
Organism: Cuscuta campestris
Lineage: Eukaryota; Viridiplantae; Streptophyta; Magnoliopsida; Solanales; Convolvulaceae
Source: the annotation of a GenBank genome assembly